Messenger RNA from Amoebophrya sp. A120, 3503 nucleotides. NCBI's taxonomy places the organism in Eukaryota, Dinophyceae, Syndiniales, Amoebophryaceae. The record is from the annotation of a GenBank genome assembly.
UACGGAAGAUCUCUCCACCGAAGGUGGCUCCGCGGUCUUGGAACUGGGGAACAAGCAGGAAAAAGAAGCGGAAAAACAGCUGCAGAUACUGAAUGAGAAGCUCAGCAAGUCCGGGUAUUUUUAGCGUCGGUGGAAGCGGAAAAACAAGAAGCGUCGUCGAGAUCGAGAUGAAACAACAAAAGGAGCUGCUUCUUCCUCAUCCUGGAAAGAUCGGCUGGGAGAUUUCUUCCAACGCUUUCUGUUUCUUGGGUCGAGCAGUAAGAGCGCUCCUUCUGCUGCUGGUGCCGGAAGUAGUAGUUCAUCAGCUGCAGCAAGUGACGAGUUCCGUAAAGUAGACACCUCCUCUUCUACUUCGGGUGGUCGUGUGGAUGAUGAUAAAGUAUAUCUUCGUCCAGCUGCAAAUUCUGGUCCGAGUAGCGCGCUCGAAAAUGGAGAAAGCCAGAAGAACUACAAACAGGGGCGGCGGAAAAUGGCUACAGCACGCAGCACAGCAAGAAAGCAAAACCGUCGUCUGAGCACGCGGAAAACCAAAAAAGUCAGCCAAGAAAUGAAACAGAAAGACGAUGGCGAUUUUCCUUUUGACAAUCCGGACGUAAUGAAUCACAUAAUGCAACAAAUCGAGGCUUCUGAUGGCAGAAUAGACUUUGACGAGCUCACAGCAGGGGGCUUCAGUGACACGACUGAGCCAUCCGAGCUUGCGCUCCGCCUCACGGGUGAUGAAGAUGGUGCGCACGAGGAUCUUGUGGCGUGGUUCGACGAUGGAGACAACGGUGAAAAUGCAAACGACAGCAAGUGGCAGGUCACUCAACAAGAAUUUGAAGAGAAGUUUCCACAUGGCAUCACGAAAGAGGCGAUUCAUGAGAUGCAGAAAGACCAGUAUAUGGACAAUAUCCAUUGCAAAUAUGUCUGGGUCUGGAAGAAUGCAUGUUCGUCAUGCUUGUCUGGUGUGAUUCUUAAAUCUGUCAUGCACAUUACCCAAGAGCCCCAGCCCAUUUUUCUGUCAUGCAGAAACGCAGUUUGUCAUGCAGAACAGGCAAGAACACCCAGAAGCUCAGAAACUUGUCGCGCUGAGGCAGCACUUGAUUUGCCCCCCUCAUAAUACGCAGCCCAGCGUCCUCACAAGGUUCCAGACCCAGUCAUAUUUGCAGUUUAUAGACAAGGUGGCGGAGCAAUUUCCUCCCGGUGCCUUCGACCCGGACCACGAUCCGCCGAUCGACCCAGCGAAAAUGAAUCCGCUGCAGCAGGCUGCCUUGCAGGACAUAUGCAUUGCAAAAGUAUCGCUAUCGUAUAUGAAGUAGAAGUCGGAAUUGCAAUUGGAAAUUUUCUCUCAGGGUUGCAAAAUGAAAUCUGCAUUUUUAACUUGAUGGCUUUGCUUUGUAGAAGGGGGAUCUGUCAUGCGUGAAGACAGUAAGUGGGACGACUAGUACAAUACUUGUGCACUCGAUAAAACAUGAUCAAUGACGAUUUGAAAAUAGACCAGGAUAUCCAUUGCAGCUACGUCUGGGAGGUCUGGAAACUUGUUGUGCUGCAGCAUUGUGGAUCAGUAAACAGUUUCAGCAGGAGUUGAAGACAGCGCAGCCAAGCGUGAGAUGAAGUUUUAGAAGGCUCUCGUCGCGCCGUCAGUAGCGCUAGCGCUUUUUAUGCGUUUUUCUUUCUGAUGAAACAAGACAGGUGAAGCUAAAGUGGCUGCGGUCUUGUUGUUCAGUCAACAUGCAGUACAGAGUAAUUUACAGGAAUGCAACAAGGGCUCGACAAGCGGCACAAUAAGUUCCACACCCAGACGAGUUAUUUGCAGUUGAUACAGGAGAUCCACGGACAAGAUUUGGAUCCAAACACAGCAGUAUGAUAGCGGACAACUACUCCUCGCUCUGCUCCUGGUUUGAAGGCCAUUUCUACCAACGAGAGCAGCUCGUUGAAGGAUGGAGCUUUUGCAUGAACACAAAUCGACGUGGUCCAGACGGAAGGGCGCUUUUGGCCACGUCGGAAUCUUGUCAUGCGCACGUGGUCAAAAGGCCCGGUUGGGUGUGGAUUUGGCGUUUUGCAUGACAAGAAAGGAAGUGGACAGAGACGAGUUUUUGCACUCUCAUACGCAGCGCAUGGCGACGUACCCUGGCAUGAUGAAACCUGGAACCCUAUCCUGUGUAGAAAACGGCUACACCCGCCGCGGCCCAGAAUCAAUUGUAUAGUGGAGAUUUGCGUUAUUUGCCCCUACUUCUACAGAAUAAAGGUUUGUUGACAUGCAGCGCAUCUGAUGAUGAAAUGCCAUAAUUCCACCCGUUGUGUUUCGGGAUUUGUGAAGAUACCGUAAACACCAGGAUUAGAAGAUGGCUCUGCAAUGCGGAAGAUGAUGUACUCGCAGCUACUCUAGUAAGUACACUACACUGCAGCGAGAACACUGCGAAUAAAUUUCGUGCUGUCAUGCGUGACUCACCUUCCAAAGCUUCUGGAUUUACGUGGGUUGUUCAGUAAUUCCAAUCUUGGUUCGAGGGCGUAGGCCCCGUAGAAGUUUUUACACAGGAUACACCCGGUAUGGAAGUGUCAGAAUCGAAAUUGACAAAAUCGAAAAAUUUGCGAUGCACAAAAUCGAUGUCUGUUGGAGCCUCAGUUUCCCAGUGGCGCAUGACAAAUUUCGGGCGCACCCAAAUCCAGUCUGUCAUGCAGUUUGGGCAAAGAAGACUCCUCCUGUCAUGCUACUCUGGCAGCACAUUUUAUACCCCUAAACAGGCUCACAAUCGGUCUCAUUUGCCUACUCCCCAACACAGGCCUUCAGUGCCCUACAUUUUACGCAUCGCAAAUUAUUUCGAUUUUGUUGAUUUCGAUCCUGACACUUCCAUACCCGGCGGAAAAGUACAACGCGGACUAUCACACGAAGGAACACUAUCAAAUGUAAAAAUGUCUGGGUCUGGAAGAAUGCAACUUGUGAUGCUGAAUUUGGAUUCCAAAAAAAUCUGUAUUGCAUGAGCAGCAAAGAGAGUCCAAAUUUUUCAGUACGGAGAGAGCAUUUGUCAUGCGGAAUAGGCAUCAGGAAGCCCUCUAAAAAUAUGUGAUGCUAGGGCAUGCGUCACAGACUUGAGGAGUCAUGCAAAAUGUGCAUGACAAAGCCGGCAAUCUUCCAAACCCAGACACUUUUACAGUUGAUAAACACCCUAUCAUUACCAAAGCCGAGCUGGACUCCAUUCAGUAUCCCGACGACUUCGAAAGCGGAACCGAGACGAGUACGCAACAGGGGGGAUUGCGCGGAGGCGAGAACCCCGCAGAAGAUCUGCAGGCGAAACUGGAGAUGCACAUGAACGACGAAAUUGCUGGGGAUGACAAUGAAGUCGACAUGUACUUAUCCAUUGUAAAACUAUCGAACUCGUCGUACAAAUUCCAAUAUUGCAUCAAAGACAAAGUCAAACAGUUGUUGAACAGCAUUACCUUAUUUGUGAGAAUAUUUGUGAUGCAGAUGUAAUCACUAGUACUAGCGAACGAUUGAUUUUGCAUAUGUAUAACAUUCCGGAUGA